AUGUCAAACCUAACAACCAACGACUCCGCCGUCCUCCACGCUCUCUUCGACGCCGAAUCCUCCCCAUCCUCAGCAAUACAAAUCGACUCAACCCUCCCCCCAUUCCCUGCAAACCUACAAAUCACCCCGGAAGAUCACAAGUUACUCGGCAACCGCGAAAAAUCCAUCAUAAAAUCCCUCCAAAUCGACAAUGUCUCCCAAGAAACCAUCCACUCCGCCAUUACAGCCCUAGACGCUCUUAUCGAGGAUAACCCGACUUACCCGCCCGCCUAUGCUAAUAGAGCGCAGGUGCUUCGGAUGCUUGUUGACAAGGAAUCUAGUCUGAGUGAGAAGCUGGAAUUAAAAACGGGGGAUGCAAUGUUCACGGAUCCAGCGAAUGCGCCUACUGUUUCUCGACUCUUCGCUGAUCUGGGACAAGCAAUCAACCUAUCCACGCCUUUAUCACCAGCAGACCCCGUCUCUCUCCUUCAGGCGCGUAUCCUGGCAGACACGCAUACACAUCGCGGGUAUCUGCUGCUUAAAGCUGCCAGGGCGAGGAGGAAUUCCAAGGCUCAAGGGGUGGGACAACUGUGGGAGCUGGGAUCCGAUCAGUUGGAGGAGAUGGCGAGUAGGGACUUUUUCCUGGGAGGGAGAUAUGGGAAUAAGAUUGCGCAGCAAAUGGCGGUGCAGACGAAUCCGUAUGCGAAGAUGUGUGGAGCUAUUGUGAAGGAGGCGAUGAGGAAGGAGGUUGUAGGAUGA
Molecule: messenger RNA, 738 nt
Organism: Aspergillus chevalieri
Lineage: Eukaryota; Fungi; Ascomycota; Eurotiomycetes; Eurotiales; Aspergillaceae
Gene: hmgX
Product: protein hmgX
Exons: 1
Coding region: 1-738 (245 amino acids)
Biological process (GO): cilium assembly
Source: RefSeq, a predicted model, not a curated record